AUGGAUGGGAUCUCCAUGGACCAGACCUCCAUGCGUAGGUUCUUCAUGGAUGAGACCUCCACAAAUGGUUUCUUCAUGGAGCAGACCCCACGGCUUGAGAUCCUGGUGGACACCAUCCCAGUGGAUGAGCUCCUGGUGGGGCAGAUGUCCAUGGGAGAAGCUCGCUAUGAACCUUCUGCAUGGCCCAGACCUCCAUGGGAUGGGAUCUCCAUUGGACAACGCCCCAGAAUGGCUCGUGGUGGACAUGGGGCCUUCAGCUUCAUCCCCAUCUUCAUCCUCACCACUGGUCUUCUGCUGAGGACCCCCCAACUGGCGCAAGCUCAAGUGAAGGGCAACCAAGGCAAUGAGCUGCCGGAGGAGGAUGAGUCCCGUAUCAUCGGUGGGAAACCUUGUUCCAUCAACCAGAGACCCUUCCAAGUGGCCCUCAUCAAGAGAGGUCAGAUCCUAUGUGGAGGAAGCUUGGUAGGUGCCCAAUGGGUCCUCACAGCUGCCCACUGCAAGCAGCCAGUCAGGGACCUCAGGGUGCUGAUAGGGACGGACACCUUGAGGGAGGGGACAGGAGAACUAAGGUCCAUCUCAAGGCUUCAGGUCCACCCGUCCUACAACCCCCGCAAGAAUGACAACGACUUCAUGCUCCUGAAGCUCAACAGGCCCGUCCACUUCAGCAGCAACAUCAAGAAGAUCAGGUUGGCCACCAGGUGCCCCACGGAUGGGAUGAGGUGCAGCGUCUCCGGCUGGGGGACCACCAAGUCUCCUGGAGCGAAGCUCCCUCAGAACCUGCAGUGUGCGGCCAUCCAAGCCUUUGGGAGGAACGAGUGCACCAGGGCCUAUGGGAACGCCAUCACCCCCAACAUGUUCUGCGCUGGUGUCCCCGAAGGGGGGAUUGACUCCUGCCAGGGUGACUCUGGAGGCCCGUUGGUGUGCGAUGGGGUCCUCCAAGGGGUUGUCUCCUGGGGCAUGGCCGUCUGUGGGCGCCGAGGACACCCCGGCGUCUCCUCCAACAUCUGCAGGGCCGUGCCCUGGAUCAGGAGGACCAUCGGGAGGUCCUGA
Messenger RNA from Nestor notabilis (Kea), 1050 nucleotides. Its product is annotated as kallikrein-14-like. Gene Ontology annotation, molecular function: serine-type endopeptidase activity. The record is from RefSeq and is a predicted model, not a curated record. NCBI's taxonomy places the organism in Eukaryota, Metazoa, Chordata, Aves, Psittaciformes, Psittacidae. The transcript is spliced from 6 exons. Gene Ontology annotation, biological process: proteolysis. The coding region runs from base 1 to 1050 and encodes 349 amino acids.